CCAAGACAGUCGCUAAAAGCGGUAUUCAGCGGUAUGUUCUCCGGAUAGACAAGGGUCCGAAUUGGUCGCCCUUUGGCCGAGUUUAUUAUCCAAAUUAAUUGGUUUAUAGAUCACCCCAUUCUGACGGGGAUCACGUGCGGUUAUGCGGUGAUGGGAUCAAGAGGGAAAGAGAGAACGUGAAGGGGAGGAAAGUUUAACAGAGGAAAAGGGAAGGAGAGGGAGAGAGAGGGAAGCAAAGAGAAAGAGAGAGAAGGAAAAUGAUUUGAAAACGCAGUAAAUAGGGGGAUCACGCGAAAGGGGAAAGGCACGACGAGCAGGAAAGGAGAAAAUAAGCAGCAGGAGGGGGAUCACGAUUCGAAGAGUAGUGGUGGAGCAUGCGCGGGUGGGAGUGGCACCUUAUUCGUCGUAUCGCUCCCGCCAAGGGUUUCUGUCAACUACGAACUGCCGAUGGUAAAGGUUCUCGGGGAUACUUGCAAUAAUAUAUACUGCCACAGCUCACCCGCAUGCGAAUUUGCGGUAUUAUAUAUGUUUAUAAGAUCCAAUUUAUUCGUCUCAAAUUCUUACAAUUAGUGAAGAAGAAUAAGCAUAAUUGGAAUAUUGUGACAUAUCAUUUUUAAAUGAAAUUUGUUUGUAAGAAAAUUCGAAAAAAGAUUGUUAUAAAAAAGUGCGCUAAUAUAAUGUGAAAUGUAAGAGUCUGAUAAGAUUUAUACCAAAAGAUUCAAUUCCAAUCAUCGAAAUCGAUGAAGCGUGUGUAUUUGAGAGUGACAGUGUGUUCGCGAGGAUACGCAUGAGAAUCUACUAAUGAAAGGAUUAAAACCAAUCAAAUGUGCAAAGAAUCGCGUUUGCAAAAGGAAUAUAUACGACGAAAGAAGAUAGAGGUGAACAAUCGCGAUCGGAACACGUGGCUAGAGACUAAAGUGUCACGUGGGUAGUGUUGCAUCGCGUACGAAUUUGCAUCAAGUCGCAUUAUCCACGAAUUUUUGCAAAGAUUCGCAAAUAUCGGGAAGAAUUUCGAUCUGUGUAAAAAAUCACACUGUUGGAAAAAAUCGCGAAAAAUUCAUUAAACCGCGAAAUUAAUACAAACGAAAAUUUACGGUCGCUGAUCUCCGACGAUCCAUUUUUCUUCCUGUCAUCGUAUAACAAGAAGAACAAAAAUAACAAAGAAUCCGGAUGCACAUCAGAGGAUGAUUGCGGAAGCUGGAUGAAAUUUACGAGAAGUUUCGUGCCGCUUCUUCGCGCGAAAGCUUUCGCUUUGAUAACUAACGAGUCGCGGCCGGCGAAAGAGCCGGUUAAUCAACGAUGAAAAACCAUUGGUGAGGGAAAACAUCUCGUUUGUUUUCAUCUCGAGCGCGCUCGUCCAACUUCGGGAAAAGAAACAAAAACGACUCGAUGCAAAACCUGACUUCUCGAGGCGUUUCGCGCUUCGACGAGUAAUUAUUUCGUGUUAAUUAGCGCAUAUCGAAGAAGACGGAGAGAAUAGCGUUAAUCCGCUCAUCACGAAGACGAGUCGAGGAUGUGAAGAGAAACGACGAGUGUCGCGAGAGGGUGAUUCCUUUGACGGGAAUAUAUACGUAUAUGUUCCAUAGUGUAACGCAUACCUGGGCAACAUCGCAUGCAAAAAGAAAAAAAGAGACAAAGAAAACGCAUGUCGAGUGUUUGCGUAAAAAGUUCGUCAACGCGCCCCAGGGGAGGCCCGAAGCAAGUUGCGAAGAACAAAAAACAUUAUGGGACACCGUUUACGACGAAAGCAGCGCUCAUCGUCCAACAACUAACGAUAAAAGGAAGAAUCGUUAAGCUCGAGAAGACCCUUACCGAAUGACCGAAAUAAGCUGGAGUAAUAGCGAAAUUGCUUUCGCGCGGAUAUACCAAAGCUGAGUGCGGUUAUUGCUGUGGUUUCUUUAGAACACGUGGCGACGAAAAACAUUCCCUUCGUGAAAAAUUGAGAGAAUUUCUUCGUUGAUCAAAUAAAUCGCGAGAACGUUAGACAAGAAGUCUAACGCGAUAAUUUAAUUUUGAUGAAACUCGAGCGAAAGAGAAAGAGAGUGAUAUAACAACUAUUUUCUAUCUGGCAUCUACGGCCAACUGAUAUCUACGAUUUUCUCGAGAAAUAAAAUUGAAAAGAUUAAGAUCGUGAAAAAAUAAAUCACGGCAAUAGAACAGCGAAAAAUUCCUUGCAUUCCGUUAAAUCCAAGAACGCAAGAUGGAAUUUUUUUCAUAUUAAAUGGCGCGAUCGGUAUUUUGGAUCUUCUUAAAAAACACAUAGAGAAUAUUUCCACGAAAAUCCGAAAACGCGAGAGAAACGUCGCGUGAAAACAAAAGGACGAAUGCGAAGAAAUUUCGUUAGUUCGAUCGAUUCAUCAGCAUUCCAAUUUUGUCCAUACCUAAUGCACUGAAAAAUCGAGAAUGCUGAUAAUUUUCUCGAAAAACACGUAGCAUUAUCAUAUCUCUUUGAAUGCGGAAAUCAAAGAACAUUGUGGACGCGAUUAAAGUGAAAAUUUCCGUCGGUGCAAAUUCUGAGGUGCAGAUUCUAACUCUCUUUUUUUUUCUCGACGGUACAAACGGCCACGAUUAUCCUCCCCUCUUCUUCCCCGCGCACAAAUGUCAAGUGAACGAUGAAGUACUCGAGGGUGAAGACGAAGAAUUGGAGCGCCACUUCGCUCGGCGACGAAUCGUGCUCCAGGUGCGGCAAGUGUCUGACUAAAAUGCAGUUCGUACUACUGUCGGUGCUAUUCUGCUCUUCUCUGACGACAGGUACCACACUGAAGAUACUGAGAUUGGAUGUACCCAGCAUUGCUGAUCCACGGUCGGAAAAAGUGUCGCUCAAAUGCGAAUACGAUCUCGGCGGAAAAGAACUGUAUUCGGUGAUAUGGUUUAAAGACAAUCGUGAGAUAUUUAGAUAUAUGCCGCGAGCAGAAAAUCCUAAGAGAGCUCAGAAUAUUACUGACCUAUACAUCGAUCUUAGUCGUAGUGACAGCAAGCAAGUGACACUUCUGGGUUCGAACUCUCAUAGAGGUGAGAUCAACUUGGCGGGAUCUUACGGCUGCGAAGUAUCGUCAGAAGCACCGAAUUUCGAAACAGAUUACAGGGAAGCAAACAUGAGCGUGGCUAUACCACCCAGAGAUCCCCCGACACUCGAGGGGAUACGACCUUCUUACAAGAUCGGCGAUAUCCUCGAAGCGGAGUGCAUGGCAUCGAGUUAUCCCCCAGCAGUUUUAACGUUCAUCUUGAACGGUAAAGAGGUGAACAGAGAUACUUUAACCAAAAAGCGAGGCAACAUGGAUGAAAAUAUGAUCUCUAGGACAGAAUUGGGCCUAACGUUGCGUCUGGAACGAGCUCAUUUUUCCGAUGGCAAGCUAACAGUGGUCUGUCAAUCAGCAUUACCAGGAAUUGCCAAUAACUUAGUCUCCGAAUCUAUGAAGACCGCGACUCUUGCCGCCAGUAAUCAACGUCUUGCCCAAGAACCCCCUAAAUCGGGGGUUUCAAGAUCGAAUGCCGGAAUGUUUUAUACGGUUCUUAUUUUUUGGAUAGUAGCCCCGAUUCACAUAAUUCGUUACAACAGUCUCAGAUUUCUACGCGUUUAAUAUCGAUCCGUAGAUUUUGAUCGACGACACGACAACCAGCGAUGCCAAUAUCUUUAUUAAAUUCGUAUUAAUUAGUGCAUACACAUCUCUAUUUGUUCAUGCGGAAAAUGUCAUAAUCACUGUCGAUUUCUCCCUAUGUGUUAUCUGACGAUCGCGGAUGUUGCCGAAUGUAUGUAUGUAAUCUUUAGGGCGUGAUACCAAGUGCGUCGAUACACAUUUCGAUGCUCGGAAUCUUCGCGCAUUCCGUACACGUUCAAUCGCAUGUAUACACAGUUAGAACACCCCGUAUAUCUCGUAUAUAGCGGAUAACUCGGAGAGACAUGGCGAUAGUAAUACAACACUACGUAAAGUAGGUCGAAACGCAGACGCCCGACGUUGUACAUAGUGUAUAAUUGUGAAUUAGCAUUACAAAUUAUCGUGUAUAAUUAACUGGACGAGAGACCGAACGAUGACGGAGAACACGAUGAAAGUAACAUGAGAUGUAUCGGGAUUCGCAGAGAUACGCGCGAGCGAAAAAAAACGCGCGUGCAAUUUUCGAGGGAAAAAUAUAUACGGCUGAAAAUCGCAUCUCCGAAAAAUAUCUAUCAUUCACAUCCAGACCAGAAGCAUAGUUUAACAAAUAUAAAUAUAAAUGUGUGUACACGCGCCGAUCGUAAUCCUAAGUACGGCUCGACGUCGACGUAUAGUAUAAAUAAUGUGUGAUUAAUUCGAUUAUAUUUCCCACAUCUGAUCUUCCUCAAUGACGUGUGCGAGGUUCUACGUGUGAAGUAAAAAAAUAUGACGAUUUCGUUCUUUACUGCCAUUUUACAUGAACCAAGUUAUUAUUAUCGAAGCGAGUAUACAGUAAUAAACGAUGAUUUAAUCAA
Messenger RNA from Camponotus floridanus (Florida carpenter ant), 4447 nucleotides. RefSeq lists its product as uncharacterized. The record is from RefSeq and is a predicted model, not a curated record. The transcript is spliced from 4 exons. Lineage: Eukaryota; Metazoa; Arthropoda; Insecta; Hymenoptera; Formicidae. Bases 2613 to 3581 code for a protein of 322 amino acids.